Perkinsus marinus ATCC 50983 is the source of this 480-nucleotide messenger RNA. RefSeq lists its product as hypothetical. Lineage: Eukaryota; Perkinsozoa; Perkinsida; Perkinsidae. Bases 1 to 480 code for a protein of 159 amino acids. Gene Ontology annotation, molecular function: oxidoreductase activity, acting on the CH-CH group of donors; flavin adenine dinucleotide binding. The transcript has 5 exons. The record is from RefSeq and is a predicted model, not a curated record.
AUGGCUAGAUUCGAGCCCUUCGGAGAUCAGCACAAGUUCUGUGAGCCGUCUUGGUAUCAAGGUGCCUUUACGCCUUACUAUACGGCUUCACAUGCUGAGUUCAGGAAACGUGUGAGGGACUUCGUGAUGAAAGAAAUCGAUCCUUACGCUGAGAGUUGGCUUGAAAAAGGCGGGUACCCUCUGAGCAUCCACAAGAAAAUGUACGACGCUGGACUGCAACAAGCUGUACUCAGAGUCCCGUCUGAGCUCAGCAAAACGCCAUCAGAAGAAUAUGACAUCUUCCACGAGAUAAUAUUUUUCGACGAGAUGGCUAGAGCGGAAUGUUAUCCGCGCAUGAUAAGCAUCGAUUCCAUGGCUCUGCCUCCACUCGUUAAGUACGGCCCGGCUCAUUUACGCGAGAAGUACGUAACGCCUGAUAUCUCCAACGCUAGAAUGGAACUGGAUUUUGCAGAUCUUGAGCUCUCGACAUUUUCUGAAUAA